Molecule: messenger RNA, 324 nt
Organism: Agrilus planipennis (emerald ash borer)
Lineage: Eukaryota; Metazoa; Arthropoda; Insecta; Coleoptera; Buprestidae
Exons: 2
Source: RefSeq, a predicted model, not a curated record
AACAUAUGAAUUUAAAAAAACAAAAUAAUAAAAUUGAAAUAUCGGAAUAUCGAAAACCUACCCAUACUGACACAACAAUACAUAAAAAUUCUUGCCACCCCAUACAACAUAAACAUUCUGCGUUUAAAAGUAUGAUCGAUAGAUUGUGCAAAUUACCUUUAAACAAAAACAACUUUAAUAUACAAUUAGCCAUUAUAAAACAAAUAGCGUUUAGUAACGAUUUAUUCCUAAAAAGUGGGGUAUAUAAAUUAACUUACAAUAAAUGUAAUUCUAUCUACAUAGGCCAAACUGGGCGAACGUUUAAAGAUCGAAUCAAUGAACAUU